Messenger RNA from Tuber melanosporum (Perigord truffle), 361 nucleotides. RefSeq lists its product as uncharacterized. NCBI's taxonomy places the organism in Eukaryota, Fungi, Ascomycota, Pezizomycetes, Pezizales, Tuberaceae. The transcript has a single exon. The record is from RefSeq and is a predicted model, not a curated record. Bases 1 to 303 code for a protein of 100 amino acids.
AUGUUUCCCUCUUGCUUUUUCUCACUUGGCGCUGUUCCCUUUUCUCUUUUUUUUUCUUGGUUGAAACGAACGCUCUCCCCCAACACACAACCUCUACCAUGUUACUGGGAAUUCCGGCAGAAGAACAGGGCAGGAGACCAGAACACACUAUACUACGAUAAUUCUCAUAAACCUGAUGACAACGACUGCUUUCUUGUUCACUUAUUGUUUCCCUUCUCACCCAUCUCUUCUCAUUGUGUCCGCAUUAUGGUGUUUGGAAAAUUCUAUACCACGAACCUUUUUGCUACUGGUAACAGACCUUGAAUAUCGCAUUCACAUGAACAAAUCUGUCGAGGGAUCAAUUGGAUUAAGCCUUUUUUUU